AUGCUGGAAGCGAGAUGCGCAACUGCAGCCGUCGCGCUGUCUGGCGGACGUGUAUUCGUGUUCGGCGGCUGGAACGGCAAAUCCUCUCUUGUCUCCGUCGAAUGCUGUCACCUUCAGACUGACUGGUCCCGAACUAUUGAGACAGCCAGGACGGAGGUGUUUUGGCGACCGCUGGAGUCAAUGGGGACGCCUCGGUACUUUCACGCAGCGGUGUCCUUCAAGCGAAAGAUACUAAUUGCUGGCGGUUACCGCCGAGACGAAACCAAUCAACGCAUUGUACAAAGUGUCGUGGAGGUUUUUUCUCCGCCAAAUGCGGAACGUCCACGUGGCGAGUGGACGCGGGUUGCGGAUCUGCUAGUACCGCGACAGGGGCUGGUCCUCCUAGUUAUAAAAGACGGACUUUACGCUUUGGGUUAG
Messenger RNA from Dibothriocephalus latus, 417 nucleotides. NCBI's taxonomy places the organism in Eukaryota, Metazoa, Platyhelminthes, Cestoda, Diphyllobothriidea, Diphyllobothriidae. The record is from the annotation of a GenBank genome assembly.